Pestalotiopsis fici W106-1 is the source of this 1014-nucleotide messenger RNA. RefSeq lists its product as uncharacterized. The record is from RefSeq and is a predicted model, not a curated record. The coding region runs from base 1 to 1014 and encodes 337 amino acids. The transcript has a single exon. Gene Ontology annotation, biological process: protein N-linked glycosylation. Gene Ontology annotation, cellular component: mannan polymerase complex. Gene Ontology annotation, molecular function: alpha-1,6-mannosyltransferase activity. NCBI's taxonomy places the organism in Eukaryota, Fungi, Ascomycota, Sordariomycetes, Amphisphaeriales, Sporocadaceae.
AUGCUCGAGAACCACAUUUGGUCUUCAAGAAGGUAUUCGCGGCUCAAAGCUAUGGAAGUCCCACUCCAUCAACCAUCAUACUCGAGCCGAAAGCGCAGAAGAUACAUUAAUAUUCUCGGAUCGGUGUUUUUGUUGAUACUUGUGAAUCAUUUCUAUUGGCAACAGAGGCACAAGUUGCUUCUCGAUUCGUCGGAACAUGAACGUAUUUCGUCCAAGAUAUGGCAAAUAUCACUGCCCCGUUCACAGUCGCCAAAGGACCUCGCCAUCGACCCCGAGCAGCUCAGUGACACGCGGUCGUGGAUCGCCAUGAAUCCCGAUUACGAAUACCGCCUGGUUGGUUUAAAGAGCGCCGACCGCUUCGUGGACGAGCAUUUUGCCCACGAUUCCGAAGUCUUGCGCAUGUACCACGGGCUCAGAAACCCCGGGUUGAAAUCAGACCUUUUACGCUACCUCAUCCUGUCCGUCCAGGGCGGCGUCUACUGCGACACGGACACGCUGGCCCUCAAGCCCAUUGACGAGUGGGUGCCCGAGUGCAUGCGGGACCGCGUGCGGCUGGUCGUUGGUAUCGAGUUUGACCAGCUCGGGGGGUCGAGCUGGGCCGACAUACCGCACGAGUUACAGUUCUGCCAGUGGACCAUUGCGGCGGCGCCGGGACACGCCGUGUUCACGAGCAUGAUCCGGCGGGCCAUUGACUCUCUAGACGGCCUGUCGAGGGCCUACAAUACCACGUUAUCGGCACUUGCGCCCACCAGCCUCGAGGUCAUGAACUCGACGGGGCCCGCGGCCUGGACCGACGUCGUGUGGGAGCAGCUGCAGCUCGCGGACCCGCAGAACCUGACAGAGCUCAAGGACCUCUCGGGCAUGACGGCGCCCCGGCUCUAUGGCGAUAUUUUGGUCUUGCCCAUUGAUGGAUUUGGCAUGGGACAGCCGCAUUCGCAUAGCACCAACGAUGGGUCGAUCCCGGCUGCUGCGAAUCUAAGGCAUAAGUUUCGUGGAUCGUGGAGAGACGGCUGA